Physcomitrium patens is the source of this 1185-nucleotide messenger RNA. NCBI's taxonomy places the organism in Eukaryota, Viridiplantae, Streptophyta, Bryopsida, Funariales, Funariaceae. The record is from RefSeq and is a predicted model, not a curated record.
AUGAGCACUACAGACACACUUGUGUAUAUCUGUGUCAUUCUAAAAUCUACACCCAACGAUGAGUCUGCACAUUUUACUGUGGCUGUUUCCUUUCAUCAUGUGCUACCCCGUUGCGCGUCAGCUAAAAAGCUCUACACCGCUAUUCCCUGUAUUUUUACCUUUGGCGACUCGUUGUUGAAUGCUGGCAACAACAACCAUCUUAAGUCUGCGCCGGCAAAGGCGAACACGUUGCCGAAUGGAAUCGACUUCCCAACUCAUAAUGCCACUGGUCGUUUCUGUAAUGGAAAAAUAGUGCCGGAUUUCAUUGGUGAGCGGCUCACAUUCUGUGUGCCGUCUCAGCAAGUGAUCAUUCUGAAUGACAGAAUCAGGAGCGUCAAUUCUGUAGGACCAUGAUGCUUUGGAACUCAAGUAUCUCUAGUGAUGGAUGGUUCGAUUGCAGCUGACUACGUGGGUCUGGAUUAUGCUCCUCCAUACCUGGCUCCCACCACCAAUGGUGCUCAGCUUCUACAGGGAGUGAACUAUGCUUCGGGUGCUGGAGGUAUCCUUGACGAGAGCGGGGCACAAUGGCUGAGUCAUCCAGAUCACUUCGCUUCUCCUUACAUUCCUCUUAACAUUGUUCUUUUCUUGGAUCUCCUAUCCCUAUCUGCUCAAAUCCAACGUUUGACGAACACAACAAUUGAACUGGAAGAGAUUCUAGGAGCUGCACAGAAGAAGUCAUUCUUGGCUGAGCCGCUAUUUCUGAUAAGCCUAGGAACCAAUGACUACGUUUACAACUACACAUUGAUGGCAGCGGGUUUCAACGCUGCUGUGCGAGUAAUGCUGCCGGAGCUCGCCAGCACUUUGUCUGGAUCGGCGUUUUUGUAUAGUAAUGCAUGCUCAAAUCGCAGCGCAUACGUCUUUUGGGAUGAUUUUCACCUUGCGGAGACUGUGAAUGUGUUCCUGACCCAAAAGCUCUUCUACGGCUCCACUUCCAACAUCCCCAUGAACAUCUAUCAACUCUCUCAGUUGAGUUUGUAACAGUGGAACACACUCGUAUUGGGCACAUCUAAGAUGCGGGUACUGCGCAUUUUUUGUUGCUAAGGAAGCCGUUUCAAUCAGUAAUUUAAGAUCCUCAUGCAUGCAAGAACUACGGUGAUAGUCUCCAGUGGUUGCUGAGUAUUGUUCAAAAAAUGUCUACUAAAUGGU